Messenger RNA from Alosa alosa (allis shad), 3877 nucleotides. RefSeq names its product G protein-coupled receptor 101 (gene gpr101). Gene Ontology annotation, molecular function: G protein-coupled receptor activity. The record is from RefSeq and is a predicted model, not a curated record. The coding region runs from base 676 to 2004 and encodes 442 amino acids. NCBI's taxonomy places the organism in Eukaryota, Metazoa, Chordata, Actinopteri, Clupeiformes, Clupeidae. Gene Ontology annotation, biological process: G protein-coupled receptor signaling pathway. Gene Ontology annotation, cellular component: membrane. The transcript is spliced from 2 exons.
CUAUGAUAACGACGUAAAAUAGCCUAAAUUGUGUUUUGGGUCAUGAUAAAAGCGUGACGAACGGUCUGUAUGUAGGCUAUGUGAUGCUUGGAUUUUGUAGCCUAUAGCAGGUGACAGACGGACAGUAAAUUAUAGGCUACCGCGUAGGCUAUAGGCUAUGUCGUCAUGUUUAUGGUGUGGUGGAACGACUUACUCUCAAUUCUUUGCUAAAGCAUCACUGACUAGUUGAUCAAAUCUAAAAAAUGCAACGAUGGCUCACAAGUGAACACUGUCUAUCAGGUUUUCACGACUGAAUUGGACGCUUUUCUGACUGAUGCUUGGUGGUAUGUGCUGCGUCGGACUCAAGGGGCUGCUGCCACUGCCAUUGAUUGUACAGCGGUGACCAAAAUGGGAGAGCGGUGUUGUGAUCAGAGCGAAGCGGCAUCAAUGGGAAAGAGCAACGGGAUACCAAUCACCAAAUACCUCCGACAAAGACUCAUUGAUAAUGACAAUCACAAUCCCCGUAAAAGGAUUCUUCUGUCCUCGAUGACAACGUAAAGGUAAUAACGUUAGGUAAACCCAGUGGCUGAUCUAAAGAAAAAAGAACAAAAAAAAAAAACGUGUGGACAGAGUAAGAAUCAGAGCCCGAGCGCCACACAUGCAUCUGUCUCCUCACUUGCAGUCCUUGCCGUCAGCAUGCCCACCUUGGAGGCGCCCAGAGAGGGCUUUUCCAACGCCAGCCUGCCCUGGGGCCCGGGCGCCGGGGGCCCGUCGGUGAUCAACAGCACGGUGAAGAUGGUGCUGAUCUCGGCUAUCGUGUGCACGUCGCUCUUCGGCAACGUGGUGGUGCUGCUGGUGUUCCAGCGCAAGCCGCAGCUGCUGCACGUGGCCAACCGCUUCGUGCUCAACCUUCUGCUGGCCGACCUGCUGCAGACGGUGCUGGUCAUGCCCUUCGCCAUCGCGGCGGCCGCCCCGGGGGUCUGGCCUCUGGACGCCCGCCUCUGCCAGGCCCUGGUGGUGCUCAUGCACCUGUUCGCCUUCGCGGGCGUCAACACCAUCAUGGUGGUGUCCGUGGACCGCUACCUGGCCAUCAUCCACCCGCUCUCCUACCCGACGCGCAUGACGCCGCACCUGGGCACCAACCUCAUCGCGCUCACCUGGCUGCUGAGCGUGCUGCAGAGCACGCCGCCGCUCUACGGCUGGGGCGCCAUCGAGUUCGACCGGCACCACAACGCCUGCACGGUGGUGUGGUCCUCCAGCUACUCCUACUCGGCCCUGGUGUCGGCGCUGUCCUUCUGGCUGCCCGUGCUCAUCAUGCUGGGCUGCUACUGGAUGGUGUUCCGGGCCGCCAGGCGCCAGAACGCCCUGGUGCACCCCAUCCAGGCCAACAGCCACCUGCAGCCGCCCGAGUCCACCCAGGCGUCCUGCUCCAGCCCACAGAGAUCCCAGCAGCAGCAGCAGCAGCAGCAGCAGCCCCAGACGCCUCACCCCGACGCGCCCUCGUCCGGCUACCCGACCCGCGCGCGCCACAGACGCUUCCACUACCACUGCAAGGCGGCGCGCGUGGUCUUCGUGAUCAUGGCGUCGUACAUCGUGAGCAUGGGGCCGUACAGCGUGCUGAGCACGGUGGCCAUGUGCUCGCGCCGGCCUGUGCCGCCCUGGCUGGCCUCGCUGGCGCUCAUCCUCUUCUUCCUGCAGUGCUGCCUGCACCCCUACAUCUACGGCUACAUGCACCGCAGCGUGCGCAAGGAGUUCCUGGCGCUGCUCUGCGGCUCGCUCUGCCGGCCCGGCCGGCCGGGGAGGGGCUCGGCUGUCGACAGCUGCUUCACGGUGACGGACGGGCGGCUGGGGCAAGCGGGACCGGCAGGACACCCCAGCCAGACGGCCCGCGUCUGCCCUCUGCGCACCUGGGAGGAGGGCACGGUGUCCUCCUCGCCAACGGAGAGGAGGUCCAGGGACAGCCGCAAGGAGACCACCUCCAUCAGCCUGAGCUCAGAGAAAGAGCUGACCGUCCACAGUAAGUGACCUCAGCAGCACAGGUUGUAAAUGGACCACUGCUGCGAGUCUGUAGAUUAAUAUGAGGCCCGGGGUCAGCUGGGAUAAACAUCCUCUCUGCAGUGUGGACAUGAAACCGUCCAGAUGAUACCAAGGUAAACCCAGGCAUACCUCUAUUGUGAUUCCUGUCCUUAACAUUCUGUUGUCCCCUCCACAGUGCCUGACUGCCAUGUGAUUGUGUUCUGAGGAAUUCUGUUGGGUAUAUGUUUGUGAUGUAUGCAUUCACGUUUUAAGCAUAGCUGAUGUAUAACAAAAAGUGAAACCUUUAUCUUAGCGAGAAGCAAGAAUUACAUUUGAGCAGAUGUUAGCCAACUUAGCAAAUGAAUGUAAAGUGUUGCAGUGUUGUCUUGAUGUAGAGCACCAAGGAGAGGAAUGGCUGUUCAGAUGUUUUGUAUUUCUUUUUGUAGACAUGUCAGUUCACUGUUUUGGAUACGUGUAUGUGUAUAGACUUAUCACCUCUGGCCAUUCAGAUUGAGUCUCGAAGGGGCUGAGAUGAAGGGAAAUGCUGCUCAGAAUGGCAAACUUGGAGAUUUUUAAGGAGUUUUUUUAGUUCUGUACAUGUUGGAUAUUGGUAAAGCAUCGUUUUGAUACUCUGGUAAAGAACAAUGUGGAAGUAGCUGAAACUAUUGACAGUACUGUUGAAAAACACACAUUCCCAAAAGGUCCCAUGAGAAUCUCCUCUCCCAAAGCAAAUCAUUUUAUGAUCUCAUUUCAUUUCACAAACAUAUGGCCAUAUUAUGAAUUGUAAAUCAUGAAGGUUAAUGUUGCGAGCCAUUGGGUUCGUUCCUGGCCAAGGAUGUUAGGAGUUGAGUUGGGAGUAGCCUAUCCUGCACUGGGUUCAAGUGCCUCCUCUAGUAAAACUCUCUGAUGCUGUUUGUGUUAAAACCCUCACCACCUCAACACUGCCAAGUCCAUUGCCAGAGAGGUACUCUGUGAAAAUUGGCAAAGCUCAGUCCAUGUGCCUACCCACUUAUCAGAUGUUCACAGGGAGAAUCUGCCCAGCCUCUGCCCAGCAUGUGGGUUUCAUGAUUGGCCAACUGCUGAGAGCCCCUUUCUUAUUGUCCUCUUUGUCCUUGCCUUCUCUCCCUUUUAGAAACACUAGGACAGAGAGGAGCUCAUACUGUAGGCUCUGCGGACACAGCUAACCUUCAGUGUCCUCAUAAGGUUCCACACGCGGUCUGACCCGUAACAAACUAACUGAACAAAUUACAUUCAUGACACUGUACUCUUCUCCCAGGCUUUGUGACACAACGUUAGAGCUAUGAUUGGAGUUAGAUUAAGUCUGUCGUUCAUGAUUGUGCCAGCUUUCACAGAAAAAGAUGCUGCAGGAAUCCCCAAUGCGCUGUAAUCUGUGGCUGAAGUUUCAACAUUGUCUAGCUGAAGAAUUCACUUCCUAAACCACAGUAAUAGCAAGCACUCGCAGAAUGCACAGAAUUUGAUAAACACACCUGCAAAGGUUAUAUCUGUACAUUACUGACAAUCAGCAGGUCACAGAUACAAAAACACAGGACUGCUUAUUUAUUGCUGUGUUUUUGUGAGAUAAUGAAGACAGUUGACUAGUUUUGUGUGAUAACUGUACGAGGCUGUGUGCUCACCGUGAGAGUAUUUACACUAUGUGUUUAGGAGUCUAUGGAAGAAUAAGUCAGGUUUCAGUCUAUGCCCAACCAGUAACUUGAAUGUUUGAAAAUAUUUUUGAAUAUUACAAUUCAAUCUCCCCAAUGAUUUCAAAGGUUAACACCAAUUUUGACUUUAUUAAUAAAUAUAUUAUUUGUGUUUCAUUGAUGAUGGUGUGGAACUGUUUUUAUGCUGAAAUAAGAAACUAUUAAAUCACACCAUGAAUGAA